GUCUUUAUAAGCGCCAAUAAAACCAACAGGAGUACCAUCACACAAGACCUCAAGCCAAAGACACACACACACUUUCCUCCUCGAAAAUCAUGGCCACCGAAGACAACAAGGGUCAGGAGGAGCUCCUCGACUACGAGGAAGAUGAGGAGGCGUUGGUGGACGCCAAGGCCGGGGACGACGCCGGGGCCGGCGGCAAGGACGGCGCGGGGGCGGCCGCCGGCGGCGGCGGGCCGAAGAAGGGGCACUACGUUGGCAUCCACGCCUCCGGCUUCAGGGACUUCCUGCUCAAGCCCGAGCUUCUCCGCGCGGUGGUGGACUGCGGUUUCGAGCACCCGUCCGAGGUCCAGCACGAGUGCAUCCCUCAGGCCAUCCUGGGCGUGGACAUCGUGUGCCAGGCCAAGUCCGGUAUGGGAAAGACGGCGGUGUUUGUGCUGGCCACCCUCCACCAGCUCAACCCCCAGCCGGGAGAGGUGAGCUGCCUGGUUCUGUGCCACACGCGCGAGCUGGCGUGGCAGAUCGCCCGCGAGUACGAGCGUUUCUGCAAGCACCUUCCCGAGGUGAAGGUGGCGGUGCUGUACGGCGGCCUGCCGGUGCAGAAGCAGCGCGAGAUGCUCAAGAAUGACACUCCGCACAUCGUGGUUGGCUGCCCCGGGCGUGUGAUGCAGCUGGUGCGGGAGGGGGACCUGAAGGUGGACAAGCUGCAGUACUUCGUCCUCGAUGAGUGCGACAAGAUGCUGGACCAGAAGGACAUGCGCGCCCAGGUGCAGGAGAUCUUCUUCAAGACGCCGCACACGAAGCAGGUCAUGAUGUUCUCCGCGACGCUCAGCCCGGAGGUCCGCCCCAUCUGCCGCAAGUUCUGCCACGAGAAGCCGAUGGAGAUCUACGUGGACGACGAGACGAAGCUGACCCUGCACGGUCUCCAGCAGUACUACAUCAAGCUCGCGGAGACGGAGAAGAACCGCAAGCUGAACGACCUGCUCGACCUCCUGGACUUCAACCAGGUGGUAAUCUUCUGCUCGAAGGUGGACAGGGCUGUGGAGCUGGACCGUCUGCUGAACCUCUGCAACUUCCCGUCCCUGGUGAUCCACUCCCGCCUCAAGCAGGAGGAGAGGACAAACCGCUACAAGCAGUUCAAGAACUUCGAGAAGCGCAUCCUGGUGGCCACCGAUCUCUUCGGCCGCGGCAUCGACAUCGAGCGCGUGAACAUCGUGGUGAACUACGACUUCCCCGACGGCGACGACGGCUCGGACCAGUACCUCCACCGUGUGGGCCGCGCAGGACGGCUCGUCAACUCGGCGACCAUGGGUGCCUGGCGGUUGCUCGAUCUGUACCCCAAGAUCCCCACGGACCUGUCGCAGUCGACGGCAGUGGGAGGAUGGUUUUCGACCUUGACUGGGGUGAUAAUGCUCUUGCUCUUCCAGGUGGAGCUGUUUUCGUUUAUGUCGGCGCCGAUCGAGAGCCAAGUCGUGGUGGACAACGUGCUCGAGACGAAGCUCCAAAUCAACUUCAACAUGAGCUUCCUGGACCUUCCGUGCGAGUACCUUUCGGUGGACGCUCUCGAUGUCCUCGGGAGUAACCGCGUCAACAUCACCGGAAAGGAAGUGCAGAAGUGGCACUUGGAUCCACAGGGCGUCAAGCAGGCGUUCCACGGGCGAAACCGUCAGCAAAGGGACAUCGUGCAGUUCGACGAGGGGGUUGUGGCUAGCCUACAGGACUUGCACGAAGACGGCGUUCACGCCGCGGUGCUGACGGAGGAGAACUUCGACACGUGGCUCCUGGAACACGACUUCACUUUCGUAGCCUUCCACGCUCCCUGGUGCGGGUGGUGCCAGCGACUGAUGCCGACGCUGGAGGUGCUGGCUGAGGUGCUGGAAGAGAGCCAGAGGGGGAUCACGGUGGGAACGGUGGACUGCACCACGCAGCAGAACCUCUGCACCAAGCGGUUCCCUGUUCGGGCGUUCCCGACCUUGAAGCUGUUCAACGAGGAGAAGCUUCUGAAGCCAGACUACAGCGGGGACCGCACGGUGGAGGCAUUCUCCACCUACCUCUACUCCAAGGCCGACGGAAAGCCUAUGAAACACCAGAGGAAAGGGAGGAAAGGGUUCCCCGAGGUAGGUUUGCACGAUGACAAGUGGCCCGGCUGCAUGGUGACGGGACACAUCAUGGUCAACCGCGUUCCUGGCAACUUCCACAUCGAGGCCGCCUCCAAGAGCCACACCUUCCACGGGGCAACGACCAACCUGUCGCACAUCGUGCACCACAUGUCCUUCGGAAACGACCCCCCUAGAAGGACACAGACCAAGAUCAACCGUCUCACCGAGGAUCUUCGCCAGAAUGCUCCUCUCGACGGCAACGUUUACGUCGCCAACGCAUACCACCAAGCCCCCCACCACUACCUCAGGGUGGUCGGGUCGAUGUACCACCUCAGCCCGAUGAAGACCCCAUGGCAUGGCUACCAGAUCGUCGCCAACAGCCAGAUGAUGCUGUACGACGAAGAAGAGGUGCCCGAGGCGAGGUUCUCGUACAACAUCUCGCCCAUGUCGGUGCUGGUGAGAAGCGAGAAGCGCCCGUGGUACGAUUUCGUCACCAAGGUGCUGGCCAUCGUGGGCGGUACCUUCAGCAUGGUCGGGCUGGUCGACGCAGCCGUGUUCAGGGCGUCGCGAAAAGCGGGCCGGCAGCUCUCGUGAGGUGAUCCACCCCUCGCGUGACGUCAAUAGCACUGGUGACGUCAUCAGCACCGGCGGGCACCUCAACUACCCAUUCCCUUCCUUCGCUCUCCUUCUGCAGGGCUAUGUAGCAGGAGGGAGAACACCAGCAGUGUAUCAAUGAUUUUGUUAUGAGGAAACUAGUCGAGUCUUUUUUGGGGGCGGGGGGGGCUUGCCGUUGCAUGUGGGCAGGCGAGCAGGCACCAAGGGUAGCUGAAUAUACGCUGCCUGAGGAGAGUAACCGGACGGUGCUGACAUCACUCUCGGUAGGACGCGGAAUGGGCCCUUGCUACAGUUGGGAGGGAGUUUCGGAGGCAGUAUCUAGCACCCGCCAACUGCUAUAUCUCGGCGGGCUGCUGCUGGUGUCUCCUGGCCUUUUUUGGCAGGGUGGCGACAGGCUCGGCGGGGAUUGAUGUUCAAGGUUUUUGUCCUGUUCUCUGCCUUCCAGCGUGGCCAGCUUUCUAGUACUCUUGUGUGUAGUAGCUGGGCAUACAUACGGUUUGGGUGCUUGGUGGUGUUGAUGGCUUCCUUCGGCAUGGACGGCGGUUGGUUGUCGGCUAUUCGUGCAGCCUGGCUUUUGUGUGUAUUUAUUGCCGGGGGUGCUUCUGUGCUGAUGAUGAUGCUGCUGAACUGUUACCCAAAUCGUAUUGCUUGCCGGGGAAACACACGAUUGAUCGACACAUCAUCAGUCAUCAGUCCUACUAAUACCCGAUUCGGCGGACACCGAAAGGGAUCGGGUGCCUGAAGCAACCGCUGGUUGUUGUUGUUGUCGUUUGUGCUCGGUGGCAUCGUUGCGAAAAAACGUUGGUGUGUUUCAUGUACCGGCACCCACAACAAGACUCCAUCCCCCGUCGUCCAUCGUCCUCAACAACGACAAAGAGAAAAGGAAAAGGUGCCCGCAGUUUCUGAAUGAGGAUUUUCAUUGACCAGUCUGCACCGAUUCCGAAAGAAGCAUCGUUCAUUGCGACAUCUUACGUGUUCCGUUAGAGUAGGGGAGGGUAUUGAAGGCCACGUAAGCCACCCCCACCCCCUGUGCUAAGAGUUUCGUUCUUGAGCAGGAAAUAGAAUUUCGAUGCUAUUAUUGUGGUAUCGAGCGAUAGGUAAGAUCACCCCCCGCCUACCUAAAAAAAAGAAGAAAAAAAAUCGUCGACAGCGACGAGGUACUUGUAGGGCUGGAGCUGUAGACCUAAGCUGCAGGCGCUAUUUUGAGAGAAAAUUAACCCUGGGGGUAUCAAAGGCCACUUUCUUCAUUGGUUGAUUUCGUACGUUUGAAAGCGUUUCAAGACCCAAGAUUUGGUGGGCAUGCGUAAAAUGCAAUAGGAAUG
Molecule: messenger RNA, 4030 nt
Organism: Ectocarpus siliculosus
Lineage: Eukaryota; Phaeophyceae; Ectocarpales; Ectocarpaceae
Source: the annotation of a GenBank genome assembly